AUUUGUCUCAACUCAGAAAAGAAAGACAGUCCUUCGUAUACUGAGAAAUUCCAGCAUGUCAAAUUCACACCUUCAGUUAAACAGUUUGGCGGUAGACCAGCAAGUGGCGCUCUUUUACUCACUACCACUGGUAUGUUAGCUGCAGUGUUGUUGCCCCAACCCAUGUGCCAAACGCCCAUGAUAAUGGCCACCGAAAGUCUUGGGCAUACUAGAACAUUAGUGAAAACUGCUGAUAUAUGUUACGGAAAGACUCAGAGAAAAGGCUUUGCCUGUACAUAAAUCUCUGGGAAAUUCUGAGACUCCUCAGUUCUUCAACAGAGUUCUUUGGCAGUACCAAUGCCAUUUCCAGUACAACAGCCAAGUCACUUCUCUAGCGACGAGUAAACUCAGCCUGGUCAAUAACAUAUCCAGUGGAUAUGUCGUUGUCACUUUCGCAGACAACUCAAUCCACUGCCUCUACCGAGACACUUUGAAGCCGAUAGCCUAUACGAAUCUUUCCGUCAUACCCCGCUACCUGGACGAGCCGAACGCCAAAUACCAAAAAAUUAGCACUGACAUCUCCAGCAUUGAUAUGUCGUGGCUUGGAAACGUGUUGCUUUGUGUUGAUUCCGACGACAGCUUGCACCUGUUUAAGCUACCUCCGCAGAUCGAGAGCGCGGCCCCGCUGAGCGUUCCCUACUGCACCACCAUCCUGGAGUACUGCUUGAUGAGUGGCUUGGACUGGCUGGACCUGUUGUUGGUCCUGAGGCCGGGAAUGCUUGAUGCCAUCUGCGAUAGGUUGACUGAGAGCUUCAACAGACAGCCGCCGGCCAUUCAGCAGUUUUUCUACAUUCAGUAUUUGUGUAUCAAGACGUCCUUGUACAGAUUAAGUUUCCAAGGCCAAUCGAAAGCCAACGAUUUAACCCAGUACCUGAUGCUCCAUAGUAUUUCUACAGCUUUCAAAAGUUUACUCAGACCGAGUGAGAUGAACAGCCACGAGAAAAGCCCUGCCGAUUCUUUAGCGAGUGUCAUUGCAGAAGGCCAGAGUGAUGUAGAUAAAGCUUUGACUCUUAUGCACCUUGAAGCCAAAGAAUUCACUGUCGAGACCACAACUCUUCAGAGCCUCCAACAACUCAUUCAGUGGGUGGCAGAUCUCGCAUUGAAUCUCCUCAUCAAACUCCCUGACGGAAGACCAACCUCUCCUAAGCCUUAUGAACUGAUUCGAGACGUUAAGGCUCUAAACAUGCUCCGAGAAAUGCUGGUUCUUAUAAGGAUUUGGGGGCUUCUCAGACCCGCGUGUUUGCCAGUCUUUAUCAAGUCUGACACUAACCUGGACGUGCUUGCGCUUGUCUUCCGAUUGUUGAGCAGACUUGUGCAGAAUGUCAAUGAACCUGAUGAGGCACUCAUAGUUGGAAUUCAACAACGAACCUGAAUGUUUGACAAGUAAUGUAGAAACUCCUCCAGGCCAAACUGUGGAUUCCAUAAGACAUCUCUAUCUAGGAAGAACACCUCGAGUCGUGAAGCAGUGUGUAAGGUGCUGCAGCUCUGCAGGUAUAGUGCAAGCUACUCGAACGGCUGCCAUUCGAGCAUGGGAUCAAAGAUGGCUGCGGUCUUGUCAGUGUGGAGGACUCUGGAGAAUUCAAAUCUGUUCUGGAUUGUGAUAUUAGUUUUAUUAUCUUAACCAUAAAAUAUAUUGAAGUCACUUUUUCAAUGGCUUGCAAAUAUAUUUCAUGUUAUUUUAACUCAAGAUAUUUUUUUACGUAUACAAAAUAAAUGUAUUGUU
Leptinotarsa decemlineata (Colorado potato beetle) is the source of this 1762-nucleotide messenger RNA. It is a transcript of the gene MED16, whose product is annotated as Mediator complex subunit 16. Gene Ontology annotation, cellular component: mediator complex. Gene Ontology annotation, molecular function: protein binding. The record is from RefSeq and is a predicted model, not a curated record. Gene Ontology annotation, biological process: positive regulation of DNA-templated transcription. NCBI's taxonomy places the organism in Eukaryota, Metazoa, Arthropoda, Insecta, Coleoptera, Chrysomelidae.